ACUCUAAUGCCAAACGUCCCCUAACAACGUCUCCCCCAGUAGUUGUACUCUGCCCAACAGAUGUUGUACCUUUUGUGACAUUUCUAAUCUGUAAUUUUCUCCGUCUACUCGCCGCCGCUUAAACCCUGGAACUCCACCCCCUCCACUCCAUACCACCACCAGGUCCACCACCACUCUCCCCACGGCCAUUGCCACACACACAAACACACAGUGAAAAACACUGAUAUCUAGAAUCAACAAACUGAAAAACAAUUCACUUCAAUAAAAAAAAAAAACUCCUCCUUUUUUAAAUUAAUUCCAGAAUGUCGUUCCACUCCGUCGUAAUCCAGAAACUCCUCACCACAAACGCCCACAUCGGCCGCCGCGUGACGGAGCACCACUUCAAGAUCUUCUCCGAGGGCACCCGCAACGCCGUCAGCGUCAUCGAUUCCGACAAGACCCUAAUCUGCCUCCGCAACGCCUGCAAUUUCAUCGGCCACCUCGCCCGCAGCAACGCGCGGUUCAUCUUCGUCAACACCAAUUCCCUCUUCGACGAAAUCAUCAACCAGAUGACCAAAACCGUCGGGAUUAAGAACGACACCACGUGGCGCCUCGGGGGAUUUCUGACGAACAGUUCGAGCCCUAGGAAAUUUCGCGGGAGGAACAAAAAAUUCAAUCUCGGCUCCGUUCAGGCUCCCGAUUGUAUCGUGAUCUUCGACACCGAUCGGAAGAGCUCGGUGAUUAGGGAGGCGUACAAUCUGCAGAUCCCCAUUGUUGGGCUGGUUGAUUCCAGCAUGCCUUGGGAUAUUUACAAGAGGAUAACUUAUCCUAUACCUGCUAAUGAUUCUGUUGAGUUUGUGUAUUUGUUUUGUAAUUUGAUCACCAAGACUAUCUUGAAAGAGCAGGAGGCCAUGCCCAAAAUCGAUGAGAAGUUAUUAACAGGAGGAGACGUCGAACAAGAUGACCAGAUUGAUAAGACGGCCAAUAAAUUUGUCUUUGCUUAUGAAAACUUACAGGCUCUCCCGGAUGAUAGCACAGAAACCAAGCAGCUUUUGGACAAGCUUGUCAUUUUGAAGUUUAACGGUAGUCUGGGGACUAAGAUUGGCUUUAACGGACCCAAAUGUGCUAUGGAAAUUGGUGCUGGUUUGACAUGCCUCGACUUGAUAAUCCAUCAAAUCGAGGCUCUCAAUGCAAAAUAUGGAUGCAAUAUUCCUCUGCUUUUGGUGAAUGGAGUCAAUGUACACGAGGAUAUAUCCAAGGUGUUGGAGAAGCACUCGGAUAAGAACAUUCAUUCUGCUAUACAGAGUCAGGAUCACCUAGAAGACGCUGACAACCUUCUGCCUUCCUCAGCUAAAGGGCGUGAUAAACAGGAUGAAAUGAAUUCCGUCAAUCUUGCUAAGGUCUUUGCCCCAUUGGUGGAUGCUGGGAAAUUGGAUAUACUAUUAUCACAGGGGAAAGAGUAUAUCCUAAUGCUGACUUCAGAUAAUCUUGCUCAUGUUGUUGACCCAAAAAUCUUAAACCAUUUGAUUCAGAACAAUGUUGAUUUCUGUUUGGAGGUCAUGCCUAAAUCCUCUGAAUUAGAAGAGAAGAUGCUUUCACCAAAUGAAGAAGAUAUUCCGAUUCUAACGCCCAAGAAAGAUUGGAAAUUCAUUGACACAAUGUGGAUGAAUAUCGACUCUGUCCAAGGCAUUAUGGGAAGAGUUUCAGCAGAAAACCACUUGAACAUUUCAAAGCUGUUUGAUCAGCAUUUUGCUUUAAGUGUUCCUAAGUCGAGAUAUAUUCCAGUAGAAACAACGUCAGACCUAUUUCUGCUGCAGUCCGAUCUGUACACCCUUACGGACGGCACCCUGACUCGAAAUACAGCUAGAGAAAAUCCCUCUGAUCCGUCCAUUGAAUUGGAACCAUUAUUUGAAAAUGUCGACGACUUUAAACAACGCUUCAAGUCAAUUCCUAGUGUUGUUGCCCUUGACAGCUUAGAUGUGACCGGUGAUGUUUGGUUUGGAACCGAUAUUACUCUCAAGGGAAAAGUCAGCAUCCAUGCUAGACUGGGAAUGAAGAUAGUAAUUCCCGACGGAACUGUGCUUGAAGAUAAGAUUAUUACUAGCCAAAAUGACCUUGGAGGAGUAUCCUUGUAGUUUUAUCGAGUAAACAAUGCCAGAAAUUUGAUGAAUUUUGCUUUUAAGUUUUCUAGAUCUAGGAACAUUCUUCUUACACUAUCCCUGUUAAGGAACUUCGCAUCUAUAAAUACAAUAAUCUUCCUGGGUGAGUCUAGUCUCGUUUUCAAGAGAAUUACUAGAUACAAAACCCCUCGUUCGAUUUUAUUGCCUGUUUAAGAUUAGCCUUGAGAAAGGAAGAAAACAUUUUUAUCUAAUAUCGCAAAUCCGUUGUAGCCAAUGGAAGAAGCCAGUGCACUGGUGAUUUUGUUUAUUUACUUGUUAUAUUUGUUUUUAUGCUGAGCCAGUAGAACAAGUUGUAGCUCUGAGGACACUGUAUUUUGCAUUUCAUAGUAUUCACUAUUCAUUAAUUUUUCCAUUAUAAAGCUGUGUAUUGUAAGCAAUGUUUAAAGGAUGCAAAAUGUGUCACUGCUCUGAAUUCUCCAGAGAAUAUUUAAUUGUUGUGU
Molecule: messenger RNA, 2599 nt
Organism: Erythranthe guttata (spotted monkey flower)
Lineage: Eukaryota; Viridiplantae; Streptophyta; Magnoliopsida; Lamiales; Phrymaceae
Product: UTP--glucose-1-phosphate uridylyltransferase
Biological process (GO): translation; UDP-alpha-D-glucose metabolic process
Cellular component (GO): ribosome
Molecular function (GO): UTP:glucose-1-phosphate uridylyltransferase activity; structural constituent of ribosome
Source: RefSeq, a predicted model, not a curated record